AUGGACCCUCUAAGCCAGCAGCAGCCACUACCCUGCCUAUCUGUUGGCCUGAUUUGUCCCCUUGCCGUUGCAGACCUUGGGCCAAAAAAGGCUGUCCUGCAUACUUUAAGCCCCUCCUGCCUAUUUGCCACCCCCAACUUAGAGACCAAAAUCACACAUGCCAAAGGAAUGGCCUUUUCUUUAGCUGGGUUUAUUGGUUGUGUGUAUUUCCAGUUUGCUCGCCAAAAUGAAGGUCCAGUCUUAUGUCUCUCUACACACAAAAACAGAGACUUGGUAAUAGCAGCCAGCAUUUGUACAAACAUAGCACCCAAGGCCUGCUUCACAGAAGAUGAGAGUACACACCUGCCUUUCUUAGCCACAGAGCCCUCUAAAGUGCAGGAAGAGGGGCAGAGGACCAGUGACCCUCCAGAUAUUGCUGGACUAGAACUCCCAUCAUCCUUUACCAUUGGCCAAGGAUGUUCUGAAGCAGAGGCACCAUUUGUGAGUAGUUCCCAGUGA
This is a messenger RNA of Podarcis lilfordi (Lilford's wall lizard), 498 nucleotides long. The record is from the annotation of a GenBank genome assembly. Lineage: Eukaryota; Metazoa; Chordata; Lepidosauria; Squamata; Lacertidae.